UCUGAGCACAGUGACGCUCUAACGGCUGUGCGCUCAGUGCGCUGCUGUAGCGGCACGCAGCCGUUGAUGACGCACAGUAGCGGCAGAGAUGAUCAGCACCGCUGGCUCUGGACGUGUUCGCUCCCUGUGUCUGUUUACAGCCGCAAAUGGACAGUUAUGUAGUCUGUAAUUGUACCAGGAAACGUCGACGGAGGUGAAAAAUGACAGCAUUUGUAGACAGUUUCGGAGCGCGUACCGUGUAGUCUCGUUCUCGCUGAGGAAGGAUACGGCUGCGCGUCGUCGUCAGGCACCGUCCUGGAGAUGGACGGGAGGACUGCGGAAACCGGGAAUGACGGGAGGACGAGUGAGGAAGCGGCCGCCGGCCUACAGCUUGACUUGGGGGACACCGAUUCAGCCAAGCGGGCUCAGAUAACAGAGAUGCCGUCCCCAUUCGGAGUGGGCCCAGCCCAUGAGAAAAAGAUUGGCCACAGGAGGGUAGAUGCCUCUGGAGAGACCACAUACAAAAAGACCACCUCCUCUGCCUUGCAAGGGGCCAUCCAGCUGGGUAUUGGAUAUACCGUUGGUAACCUCAGCUCCAAGCCUGAGAGAGAUGUGCUGAUGCAAGACUUUUAUGUAGUGGAAAGCAUCUUCUUCCCCAGCGAGGGCAGUAACCUCACUCCAGCCCAUCACUACCCAGACUUUAGGUUUAAAACUUACGCCCCUGUGGCCUUCCGCUAUUUCCGAGAGCUGUUUGGGAUCCGACCAGAUGACUACCUGUAUUCUCUGUGUAACGAGCCACUGAUCGAGCUGACAAAUCCAGGAGCUAGUGGCUCCAUAUUCUAUGUAACCCGCGAUGAUGAGUUCAUCAUCAAAACUGUUCAGCAUAAAGAGGCAGAGUUUCUACAGAAACUCCUUCCUGGAUACUAUAUGAACUUGAACCAGAACCCCCGGACUUUGCUGCCAAAGUUUUUUGGCCUCUACUGCGUCCAGUGUGGGGGCAAGAACAUCAGACUUGUUGUGAUGAACAAUAUUUUACCGCGCUCUGUACGCAUGCACACCAAGUUUGAUCUGAAGGGCUCCACAUACAAGAGGCGAGCAUCCAAGAAGGAAAGAGAGAAGUCCAAACCCACUUUUAAAGACCUGGACUUUCUGAGCGACGUUCCUGAAGGCCUCACUCUGGACCAGGACACAUACAGUGCUCUGGUCAAAACUCUGCAGAGAGACUGUCUGGUUCUGGAAAGUUUUAAGAUUAUGGACUACAGUUUGCUGCUGGGGAUCCAUAACAAGACCCAAGCGGAGCGAGAGCGACAGUCUCAAGGCUCUCCUGCAGGAGGCGGGGAUGAGAAGAAGCGUGCCGCUCAGAAAGCCUUGUACUCCACUGCCAUGGAGUCUAUACAGGGAGGCUCCACAUGCAGGGACACACUGGACCACGAUGACACUAUGGGUGGCAUUCCAGCUGUGGGUGGUAAAGGAGAACGCCUCCUGCUGUUUAUUGGAAUCAUUGACAUCCUGCAGUCCUACAGAAUGAUCAAGAAACUGGAGCACUCUUGGAAGUCCCUCAUCCAUGACGGGGACACAGUGUCAGUUCACAGACCUGGUUUCUAUGCUGAGAGGUUCUACAAAUUCUGUAGCACCACUGUCUUCAGGAAAAGCUGCUCACUGCGAUCGUCUCCAUCUAAAAGAGGACGAGGGGCUCCUUCCAUGUCCAAGUCCGGUGCUGGAACAGGUUCAGCGGGGCAGCGUCCCUCAGUGAGUGACGAGAAGCAGGAAAACUUAGACAACUUGGAGAACCUACGCGGAGCUCGUAGCUUCCCCAUGCUGGAGGAUAAUGCGAGAGAGCCACCCUGCACUCCUCCUUCCUUCGAAGAUGCUACCACAGCUUCUAUCGCUACCACACUCUCUUCUAACAACUCUUUACCCACCACCCCCUUCGACACACCAGAGCACCCACGCUACAGGAGACAAAUGCAUUCCCCAAGUGUGGCCAGGUCACAGAAAGUUGAGGUUCAUGGGGAAAAGCAGGAUACCAUAACAGUGGAGGUGGAGCUCAGUAAAAUCCCAAAGAGCACGGAGCUCACACAGUUGACAGAAAUGGCUUCCCCCAGCCACCUGUCACCCGAUCAUCAACCUCACGUCUUUGCCCCAUCCACCCCUCCCUCCAUCAAUCCAUCCUCGGCACAUUCUUCCACCACCCUUCCUCCUUCCUCUGUGUCUUCCUCCUCUGCUGCUCAGUCAGCUAGCCAGUCAUCCUCCACACUUGCUACAUCCAUCCGUCCAUCCACCAAACCACUCACCUCUCCCACAGUGGCUCAGUCUUCCACUCUUUCUUCCCCUGUCUGUCAUUCCACUGCACAAUCCAAGUUUAUCACCUCAACUCCAAACUCCUCCACCCUACCUCCUGCCUCAGCAUUUACUCCCAUCUGCCCUGCAUCUCCUCACUCCUCCAUCCGGAGCUCCUCGCACCAUCUCCCCUCGACCCCUCCCUCCUCACAGCCUCCAAGCCCCCAGGUGCCUCCGCAGGCGCCGCGUACAUCUUGCAAUCAGCUGUCUGUGUCCAGCAGCCACAACUCAUUGGAUGGGGAGGUGCCGGUGUCUGACAUCUACUUUUAUGCAGAUGGCAGAUACUGGGUGUACUCUCCAGUUCUUGGCCGUCGUAAGCUAAACUCUAGCUCAAGUUACAAUCAGAAUCAGGAGGAUCGGAGCUGGGUGUUCUCUCCUCUGCACUCCGGCUCAGAGUCCAGAAGGGGCUCAGAUGGGGAGAGUGAGACAUAACUCACAGUGGAGACAGCAGUGAUGGGUGGAGCCAGAGUCUGUCUCCAUAUACAGAAGCUGUGAGGUUUUAAUAAUAAAGCCACCAAGACACUAUGAGAAUUGUUGUUUGUUACCCAAAUUGCAUGUGGAAGCUU
Messenger RNA from Morone saxatilis (striped sea-bass), 2885 nucleotides. RefSeq names its product phosphatidylinositol 4-phosphate 5-kinase type-1 gamma-like. Gene Ontology annotation, biological process: phosphatidylinositol metabolic process. The coding region runs from base 301 to 2751 and encodes 816 amino acids. NCBI's taxonomy places the organism in Eukaryota, Metazoa, Chordata, Actinopteri, Moronidae. The record is from RefSeq and is a predicted model, not a curated record. Gene Ontology annotation, molecular function: phosphatidylinositol kinase activity. The transcript is spliced from 18 exons.